GGCCUUCAAAAUGGCAGGAUUUGAGUCCUUUGAGACGCGUCCUCCUGCGCCGUGCGUCGCCCGACGGGUUAAACCAAAGUCCCAGCGACAACACGCGUCUUAAAAGCAAGAUGGCGGCGUCGGAGUCUUCUAAUUCCAAGAUGGCGGCGUCGCAGUCUUCUAAUUCAAAGAUGGCUGCCCCCAGGUCUUCUAAUUUCAAGAUGGCGUCGCAUGAGUCUUCUAAUCCUAAGAUGGCGGCGUCGGAGUCUUCUAAUUCCAAGAUGGCGGCGUUGGAGUCUUCUAAUUCUAAGAUGGCGGCGCCGGAAUCUCAAAAUAAUGUCGAUAGCACCAAAAUAAAGAACCAUUUCGUUGGAUUUCCGGCCCAAUUUCGACUUGACGGGAAAAUUUUACAUGAAAUAAUCCGUGCAACGAAACUAACGGAAGAUGAUGAUGGCGAUGGUGUUAAUGCUGAUGAAAAUAAUGUGGGGAAUGGUAGUGGGGGAACUAGUGAUAUUUUUAAUGGUGAUGCUGGUAACAAAGAAACUAUUACUACAAGUAGUAAAGACAGUAACAGUAACAUCAUAGUUAACGGGAUUGUUGACGGAACCAAAAGCAGUAUUAGUAACAGUAACAACAGUAGCAUCGGUAAUGGUGUCUGUAAUGGUAUCAGUAACGGUACCAGUGAUGGUAUCAGCGAGUUACUCAACCGAGAUACCGAGGCGCUGAGUACCAUAAGCGACGGUAGCUUACCAUUCAACGCCGCCCUAGACGAUACGGUAAUCCUAGAUCCUGGUAACUUGGAUACCAGUCCUGUUACUAGAUGUGGGUCUGUUACUAGAUGUGGAUCUGUUACUAGAUGCGGAUCUGUUACCAGUAACGGCUGCAAACAGACGGCAGGUCUGUUGGGUGUUCGGUGCUGCAGUUCAAUGUCUGUUGACUACGCUUCAAGUGGAAAAUGUUCAACAGCAGUUCCUGUUAACAGCAACGGCAUCAACCAUCGCUAUUCAUCAUCCGUUGAUGCCUCUGUUAACAGAAACGAAAAAGCUUCUGUUAAACGUCGUCCACUGGAUGCCAUAAUCGAAGACGUCGAAAACAGCAACCGAACAGACGAUGGUGGUUGUAACCAACCACAGUUAAGCACCUUGGUUGUGGUGCACGAGAAAUGGUUGCUGGACAGUAUUCAGUUCUACCAGGUGCAACCAUACCAGAACUACCAAGUGGCCGGUGUUGAAGAACUCAAGCGCAGCCUCUACCAAGAAAUUCAGCAUAAUUUAAAUUAAAACUUUAGCGUAAACCAACCAAAAAAAUGCGAUCAA
Hyalella azteca is the source of this 1295-nucleotide messenger RNA. Its product is annotated as hyphally regulated cell wall protein 3-like. The record is from RefSeq and is a predicted model, not a curated record. The coding region runs from base 111 to 1259 and encodes 382 amino acids. The transcript has 2 exons. Lineage: Eukaryota; Metazoa; Arthropoda; Malacostraca; Amphipoda; Hyalellidae.